Molecule: messenger RNA, 1023 nt
Organism: Symbiodinium pilosum
Lineage: Eukaryota; Dinophyceae; Suessiales; Symbiodiniaceae
Source: the annotation of a GenBank genome assembly
AUGCUGAUGGGGGGUGGCCUCGCACUCUCCUCUUCGGCCUUCGCUCUUCAACUACUGCGUGACAAGCGCCAGCUGGGCACUCGCUUCGGAAGAGCGUCGCUGGGCGUGCUGUUGUUUCAGGACCUCGCGGUCGUGCCGAUGCUGGUGCUAGCGCCCUUGCUGGCUGACCCUGGCGGAGCUUCACUGCCGGUGGCUAUUGCCGAGUCUUUCGGCAAGGCCGUGCUGGCGCUUGGCAUCGUCGUAACAACUGGCCAUUUCUUUCUUCGACCACUCCUGGCGUUUGUGAAGCGCUCGGACUCUUCAGAGGCCUUCUUGGCUGUAACGUUGGGGACCGUGCUGCUGUCUUCCAGUCUCACGCAGGCCUUCGGGCUGUCAGAGACGCUUGGCGCCUUCGUCGGUGGCGUCCUGGUCGCAGAAACCGAUUACAAGCACCAGAUUGAGGCAGACAUCGCGCCUUUCCGUGGCAUGCUUCUUGGCCUGUUCUUUGUCACUGUCGGGUUCUCUUUUGACCUUUCGGUUUUGGCUCACAACUGGCUGAUCGUCUUGCCACUCCUGAUGGCUGUGCUCGUGCUGAAGGCCUCGGUGGUGAUCCUGCUGGGCCUUUGGCAUGGCCUCUCUGAUGCCUCUUCCCUGCAGGCCUCUGCAUUGCUGGCUCCCGGAGGGGAGUUUGCUUUGGUGCUCUUCCGCCUUGCUGAGCAUGUGGGAAUCAUGUCAUCCAACUUUGCAACGAUUCUGGUAACCACUUCGGUGAUCUCUAUGGCACUUACGCCUUUGUUGGCAGCGGGUGCGGAUUCGGUGGCUCGAAGGAUCCGUCAGGGGAGAGGCGUGCGAAACCUGGAGGGGCAAGAUCAGCGAGCUGCUGCUGACGUGCAGGAAAUCACUAAGGGGGGAGACGGCUUCGUCGCCAUAUGUGGUUACAACAUGAUUGGGCGUACAGUGUGCAACUUGCUGGAUCAGGAGGGUGAGGCGCAAUACAUUGUGUUCGAGGAUGAUGCCGCUGUUGCAACAGAGGUUGGAACUUAA